AAUAUUUUACCUUUCUUUUAUAGUUAAAAUAAAUAUCUUUUUUAAUAAAUUAAUGGUUCGACUUGAUCCUCAUUUGGUGGGGGCGGAUAUGAGUAUCGAGGUAACUGCCCCAUUGUCAUCCAUACCUACAAACAUCAAAGAAGGGACAUUUUGGAGGUAAUAAUGAGCAAGCUAGGGUUCAAUGAUCGAUGGAUUCAUUUGAUAAUGGCGUGUGUGUCCACAGUUUCUUUCAACCUCCUAGUGAAUGGUCAUAAAACCGAUUGGUUCAAACCCACAGGGGCUGAGACAAGGAGACCCAAUCUCCCCUAUCUCUUCCUCCCUGUGGCAGAGAGUUUGUCUAGGUUAAUUGCGACAGGGAUAAGAGUAAAGAGGGGAGCCCAUAAAAUCUCCCACCUUCUGUUUGCGGAUGAUAGUAUCCUAUUUACCAAAGCAACCAGACAAGAGAGCGAGCAUCUGAAGAGAAUUUUGAGUCUCUACGAUUAGGAGUCAGGAUAACAGAUUAAUUUGGUCAAAUCAAAACUGUCUUUCAGUCCCAAUAUUGAGGUGGAAAGAAGAGAAGAGUUGGCUGGGAUAUUAGGCAUGAAAAGCGUGCUUUUCCACGAGAAAUACCUAGGUCUCCCCACGAAAGUGGGCAGGGGAAAGAAAGUUGUCUUCGGAUACCUCGUGGAUAGGGUGUAUAACAAGGUUAAACAUUGGAAGAGUAAGCUACUCUCUAUUGUUGUAAAAGAGGUUUUGAUAAAGUUUUGGCUCAAUCACAUAUGACCUAUGCUAUGUCAAUCUUCUCGAUUCCAGUUGGUGUGUUACAAGAAAUUCAAAGACUAAUCACCAUUUUUUGGUGGGGGCAACAACAGGAGGAGAAAAAGACACAUUGGUUACGCUGGGAAGCGGUAAGCAGACCAAAGACACAAGGGAGAUUGGGAUUUCGAGAUCUAAAGUAUUUCGUUCCGGCUCUCUUAGGGCUUGUUUACUUUCAUUUCUGUUUCCCGUUUUUAGAAAACAGAUGUUGAAAACAGGUGAAAACAACAUUUUGUCAUUUCCGAAAACAGCAGUAAGUUGCCACUUUCUGUUUUUCAUAGUUGGAACGAAUAGAAAACGGAAUGAAAAGUAAACAAGUUUUCUCGUUUCGGUUGCCAAAUUUAUGACAUAAAAAUAGUAAUCAGGAAACGAAAAUGGAAGUGAACAGGGCCUUAGGGAAACAACUAUGGAGGCUAAUGAAGGAACCUAAUUCCCUUGUUUCUCGUGUUAUGAAAGCAAAAUAUUAUCCAAACAGAGAUAUUCUGUUGGCAGACAAAGGAUGGAGUUCGAGCUUUGUGUGGAAAGGUUUAAUGGAAGCAAAAGAGCUGAUUAAGAAUGAUUUUCGAUGGAUAGUUGGAAAAGGAAACAACAUUGAUAUUUGGCAAGAUCAUUGGCUUCCUAAUGGUGAAGUUUUAAGGUGCAAUCCCCAGCAUCAAGGGUGGGCAACACUACUUCGUUAGCGGAGCGGAUGGACCUCGACAAUAGAAGUUGGAGGCAGGACCUGUUGCAGGCGUACUUCUGUGUUGAGGAUCUAAAACAGAUUCAAAAGAUUUCGAUCCCCCGUCAACCAUGUAAUGAUGAAAGGUUUUGGAGCCUAGAAACUACAGGGGAUUACUCAGUGAAAUCUGGGUAUAGACUAUGGAAGAAUAAGAAUGAGGAAGAGCUAGGGGAGCUAUAUACACUAGUUAAUUGGGAUCGCUUCUGGAAGCUGAACAUACCCCUGAAGGUUAGGCUAUUUGCUUGGAUAUGGAUUAGAGAUAUUCUACCGACGGGAAAUCAAAUUUUGGACAGAACACAGCGAGGAAAUGGUGGGUGCCCUUUUUGUGAUUUGCCAGAAACCCAAAAACACAUUUUCCAGGAUUGUGAGUGGGUGCGGAGAGUGACCAGGCCUACUGACAUGCAUCUAUUGUUUGAGAAGGGAGAGGAACUUACCUGCGAGGAGUGCUUCUGCAGUUUGCAGGAGACGGAGAACGACGAGAAGCUGGGGAAGUUUCUUGUGGCACUCUGGUUUAUCUGGGAACAAAGGAACAACCAGGUGUGGAAUAAGCGAAAAUUGGAAGAAUGGAAGAUCAUCCCUAAAGCGGUGGAAUGACUGAGUGAGUACCUGAAGUUGCAGGAGGGCAAGGACGAGCCAGAUCAAAGAAAUGAAGAGUGGAAACCAUCCCAAUUGGCGGAAUUUACAAUAUCAGCGGAUGCGGGCUGCAUUCCAGAACAAGGAACAAGGAUGAGGUGAUUAUUAGAAGGAAAGACGGGUGGGUUGUGGCGGCGGCGGUAAGAUGAACCCGACGGUAGUGGAGGCGGAAGCCAUGGUAGUGCAUUUUGGUUUGGAGAUGGCUCAGCGUCUUCAGCUGCAUUCCAUCGCCAUCCAGUCUAUUGCCGGCGGAUGGUGAGGCUGAUUGCGGGCCAGACAGAAUCAUCUCUAGAAGUGUGCCAGAUUGUAAGGGAUAUUAGAGAGAUGGGCCGAGGUUUCAGUAGGGUAGAGUGAGCUUAUAUUAAAAGAGCCUGCAAUCGAUAACCUAUUGUAUGGCUCACAUAGCCUGCAAUUAGAUGGAAGAUGAAUGUUGGGUGGAUAGGCCACCAGUUUUUUUUGGUUUCUCUUCUUAGGGAAGAGUCCUUAUGUUUAAACAUUUCUCAUUAAUAAUAUAAGCAGGAAGCAUUUAAAAAAAAGUGAGUUGCGCUUCGUCCAAAUGAGAGAUUGAGAAAAGGGUGACUUUCAGGUUUUAAUUAUUUGAGACGUUUGUGUCUCUUGACCUUGGGUAGAGGGUUAAUUAUAAAUUUUAUGUAUGCGG
Linum trigynum is the source of this 2804-nucleotide messenger RNA. The record is from the annotation of a GenBank genome assembly. Lineage: Eukaryota; Viridiplantae; Streptophyta; Magnoliopsida; Malpighiales; Linaceae.